AAGGCUUCGUCACAAACUAACAAUCACGCUUCUCUCUCUCUGCAAACUCCGCGUAUACCCCAAGUUUCUCUCUCUACCCUUUUCUUUCUAGUUUCCACCUCCGUCGCCGCACUCACUUUGAUGCCAAUUUUCUGAACACGCUUUUGAAGAGGGUAAGUUCGAGCACCGGUACUGUGCUGUGCUGCAUUACUUGCAUUUCCUCUAUAAUGGGUUGUUUCCACUCUAAGUCAGCGAGGCAGUUUCCUGCACAGGAGAAUACUGUUAAUCUUGCGGCAGAGACAGCUUUUACUGUCAGUGAGGUUGAAGCACUGUUUGAGCUUUUUAGGAGCAUCAGCAGUUCUGUUGUCGAUGACGGACUGAUAAGCAAGGAAGAAUUCCAAUUGGCAAUCUUCAAAAACAAGAAAAAGGAUAACCUUUUUGCAAACCGGAUCUUUGAUUUAUUUGAUGUCAAGAAGAAGGGAGUCAUUGACUUCGAAGACUUUGUUAGAUCUCUGAAUGUUUUCCACCCAAAUGCAUCAUUAGAAGACAAGAUAGCUUUUUCAUUUAGGCUCUAUGAUUUGCACAAUACUGGCUUUAUAGAGCGCCCUGAGGUCAAGCAAAUGUUAAUUGCACUUCUUUUUGAGUCGGAUAUGAAGUUGGCAGAUGAUGUCAUAGAAACAAUUCUUGACAAGACUUUCGUGGAAGCUGACCUAAACCAAGAUGGGAAAAUCGACACCGAAGAGUGGGAAACUUUUGUUAAAAAGAAUCCGUCACUAUUAAAAAUCAUGACCCUUCCUUAUCUGAGGGACAUAACAACAUCUUUCCCAAGUUUUAUAUUUAACUCUAAUGUGGAUGAGAUUACUGCUUAAAGUACAGAGUUUUUAGGUUAUGUGAUUGGUGGGAAAAUUGGAUGUAUCAAACACUGAGAAUGGAAUAGGUGCUAUGCUUGAUUAGUUAGCCUUACUCAGUAAAAUUGUAAAUGACGUUUGCAUUAAAAUUUUCUAGCCACAUCUCAAGUUAGUUCCUGUUUGGAAACCCUUUAUUUAUAAGGGAUAUUUUUUAAUAGAGAAUUUUGAAGAGUUGCAAUGUAAAAUAACUUCUAAAACCGUUUGUCAUGAAUGAAUUGACGAUUCACAAUUAUGGAUGA
This is a messenger RNA of Glycine soja, 1126 nucleotides long. Its product is annotated as calcineurin B-like protein 9. The transcript is spliced from 9 exons. The coding region runs from base 207 to 848 and encodes 213 amino acids. Gene Ontology annotation, biological process: calcium-mediated signaling. NCBI's taxonomy places the organism in Eukaryota, Viridiplantae, Streptophyta, Magnoliopsida, Fabales, Fabaceae. Gene Ontology annotation, molecular function: kinase binding; calcium ion binding. The record is from RefSeq and is a predicted model, not a curated record.